This is a messenger RNA of Linum tenue, 786 nucleotides long. The record is from the annotation of a GenBank genome assembly. NCBI's taxonomy places the organism in Eukaryota, Viridiplantae, Streptophyta, Magnoliopsida, Malpighiales, Linaceae.
AUGACAGUAUUGAAGCUAACCGAGAACAUGCGAUUAAAAUUGCCUCAUUCGGAAGCAUCAACAAGGUUAGCAAUCUCAAAUUUUAGCAAAUGGCUUUUGGAAAUUGGUCGCAGUGAUCCAAUUCCUGAUAUUGUUGCUGAAAUAUAUGGUCAGUUACUCUCCACUGAAAAUAUGUCAACCUAUUUGGUUGAGCGUGCUAUCUUAGCCCCUCAUAAUGACACUGUUGCGGCGAUUAACAAUUAUGUAUUGGGUCUAUUUCCUGGUGAAGAAGUUUCUUAUUUUAGUUCGGAUUCACUAGAGAUUGAUGCCAAGAAUCAGCAUGUUGAAGAAGGGGACUAUACAGUUGAAUUCUUGAACUCUUUAAAGAUUGGGAAUUUUCCCAAACAUGAGUUGAAAUUGAAGUUGGGGUGCCCUGUUAUUCUACUUCGAAAUCUUGAUCAGAGUACUGGGCUUUGCAAUGGAACUCGGAUGAUCGUUAAGAGAUUAGGUAAGUGGUUUGUUGAGGUCCAAAUUUUGACCGGGACACAUGUUGGUGAUACAGUUUUCUUACCACGCCUGCAAUAUCCAAUUGCACUAUCAUAUGCAAUGACAAUUAACAAGAGUCAAGGUCAAACAUUAAAUCAUGUUGGCAUCUGCUUGCAAAGACAAGUAUUUUCUCAUGGACAGUUGUAUGUUGCAAUGUCUCGAGUUACGUCGGAAAGGGGACUCAAAAUUCUUUGUUGUGACUCUCAAGGUAAACCGGUGAAGACUAUGCAGAACAUUGUGUUCACUGAGAUUUUUGAGUAG